ACCGGACGUCACCUGCUCGCUCCUGGGAGGUAGAAGGGUCUAGCAGAGCGAACCUCGACGCCGGCCGUCCGUUACAGCGAUUUCAACUUCUGCCAUGGAGGCCCUGGUCGAAAAUACAGCCUCGGGGGUGCAAAUUAAGGACGACCUUUCCGAAAAGUGUCAGAAGCUUUUUCUCGAGUUCUUGGAAGAGUUCCAGAGCCCGAGUGGGGAGGCCAUGUACCUCCAUGACGCCGAGGAGCUCGUCCGCCCGGAGCGCAACACGCUGACCGUGAGCUUCGGCAACAUCGAGCGUUUUAACCAGCCCCUGUCCACAGCCGUCCAGGAGGACUUCUACCGGGUCUACCCGUACCUCUGUAGAGCAGUCCGCCACUUCGCCCGGGAACGGGGCAAUAUCCCGCCGUCCAAGGAAUUCUACGUGGCCUUCUCCGAAUUCCCUGCCAGGCAGAAGAUCCGCGAGCUGUCCGCUGCCAGGAUCGGCACCCUGCUGCGCAUCGGCGGCCAGGUGGUGCGGACCCACCCGGUCCACCCGGAGCUGGUGAGCGGGACCUUCCUGUGCCUGGACUGCCAGUCCGUCAUCAGGGACGUGGAGCAGCAGUUCAAGUACACGCAGCCCACCGUCUGCAAGAACCCGGUCUGCGCCAACCGCCGCCGCUUCCUGCUGGACACCAACAAGUCGCGCUUCGUGGAUUUCCAGAAGGUGCGCAUACAGGAGACCCAGGCGGAGCUGCCCCGGGGCGCCAUCCCGCGCAGCGUGGAGGUGAUCCUGAGGGCCGAGGCCGUGGAGACCGCGCAGGCCGGGGACCGCUGCGACUUCACCGGCACGCUCAUCGUCGUCCCGGACGUGUCCGCGCUCUCCGUCUCAGGUAUUCGGGCUGAGACCAGCAGUAAAGUUACUGGGCCGGAGGGGUUGCAGGCUGAUGGUAUCCAGGGCCUGAAAGCCCUGGGAGUGAGAGACUUAUCCUACAGGCUGGCUUUCCUGGCCUGUCAUGUGGCGCCCACUAACCCCCGGUUUGGCGGGAAGGAACUUCGUCAGGAAGAUCAAACAGCUGAAAGCAUUAAGAAUCAGAUGACUCUGCAAGAGUGGGAGAAAGUGUUCGAGAUGAGUCAAGACAAGAACCUCUACCACAACCUGUGUACCAGCAUGUUCCCCACCAUUCAUGGAAAUGAUGAGAUAAAGAGGGGCAUCCUGCUCAUGCUGUUCGGGGGCGUCGCCAAGACGACCAUGGAGGGCACCUCCCUGCGGGGCGACAUCAACGUGUGCAUCGUGGGGGACCCCAGCACUUCCAAGAGCCAGUUCCUCAAGCAUGUGGAGGACUUCUCCCCACGCGCGGUCUACACCAGCGGCAAGGCCAGCAGCGCCGCGGGGCUGACGGCCGCCGUGGUCAAGGACGAGGAGUCGCACGAGUUCGUCAUCGAGGCUGGGGCGCUCAUGCUGGCCGACAACGGCGUCUGCUGCAUCGAUGAGUUUGACAAAAUGGACCUCAAGGAUCAGGUGGCCAUCCACGAGGCCAUGGAGCAGCAAACCAUCUCCAUCACCAAGGCUGGAGUCAAGGCCACGCUCAACGCCCGUACCUCCAUUCUGGCGGCUGCGAAUCCAAUUGAUGGGAGAUACAACCGAUCCAAGUCCUUGAAGCAGAAUGUCAAUAUGACUGCUCCCAUCAUGUCGAGAUUUGAUCUCUUCUUUAUUUUAGUAGAUGAGUGCAAUGAGGUUACAGAUUACGCCAUCGCUAGAAGGAUUGUGGACCUUCAUUCGAGAAACAUGGAGUCGGUGGAGCGAGUGUAUUCCACUGAAGACGUGCAGAGAUAUAUUAUUUUUUCUCGCCAGUUUCAACCGAAACUGACCAAGGACGCGGAGGAGUUCGUGGUGGAGCAGUACAAGCGGCUGCGGCAGAGGGACGGCGGCGGCGCGACGAAGUCGGCCUGGCGCAUCACGGUCCGGCAGCUGGAGAGCAUGAUCCGCCUGUCGGAAGCCAUGGCCCGCAUGUCCUGCAGCGAAGAGGUGCAACCCAAGCAUGUAAAAGAAGCCUUCCGCCUGUUGAACAAGUCCGUUAUCCGUGUCGACUCUCCUGACAUAAAUUUUGAUGCAGGAUCCGACGACACAGAGGAUAUAACUGCAGUGGUCCGCCUGUUCCGCGUGGAGAUGCACCUCUCCUUCUCUGCCCCUCUGUGUGACGUGGAUGAAGAAUCUUCACUGAGGAAGAGCGAGCUGAUCAAUUGGUACCUGAAAGAAAUGGAGAGUGAGAUCGAGUCGGAGUCCGAACUGAUUGCCAAGAAAAAUUUGUUGGAAAAAGUUCUUCAUCGAUUGAUCCAUUACGACCACAUUAUAAUAGAGCUGACGCAGACCGGGCUGAAGAGAGCUGGAGCACAGGGAGAAGAUCCCAGAGCAGAAGAGGAUCCCUUCCUGGUGGUGAACCCCAACUAUGUGAUAGAGGACUGAGAUCUCCCUCAGGGACCUCGCAGGCUCAUUAGCAGGGUAGCUCCAGCGCCUUGUACGUGGGGACAGACACCAGUGUAGCGUCACUGUCGGUGUAGUUGCAUGUGUUGUAAGAGUUCAAAUAAGUUGGAAGGGAGGGCGACGAGUUCUGAGGUGUUUUUGU
Lepisosteus oculatus (spotted gar) is the source of this 2597-nucleotide messenger RNA. The record is from RefSeq and is a predicted model, not a curated record. NCBI's taxonomy places the organism in Eukaryota, Metazoa, Chordata, Actinopteri, Semionotiformes, Lepisosteidae.